GGCCGGACCCCCACCAUGCCGCAGUUGGAACCGGCGGGGGGGGACGACUUGGGGGCCCCCGACGAGCUCAUCGCCUUCCAGGACGAGGGAGAGGAGCAGGACAAGGGCGCGGGGCGCGGUUCGGCCCACGGGGACCUGGACGAGCUCAAAUCCUCCUUGGUCAGCGAGACCGAGAACCGCGGCACCGGCACCGGCUCCGGCUCCGGCUCCGAUACCGAGGCGGAGCGGCCCCCGCAGCCCCGGGAAAGUUUCCAGAAGCCGCGGGACUAUUUGGCAGAAGUGGUCAGACGACAGCAAGAUGGGGGUUUUUUUAAGGGCCCCCCCUACCCCGGCUACCCCUUCCUGAUGCUCCCCGAGCUGGGCAGCCCCUACCUCGCCAACGGAGCCCUCUCCCCCGGCGGCGCCCGCACCUACCUGCAGAUGAAGUGGCCGCUGCUGGACGUGCCCGCCGGCGCCACGCUGAAGGACAGCCGCUCGCCCUCACCCGCGCAUUUGUCGAACAAGGUGCCGGUGGUGCAGCACGCCCAUCACAUGCACCCGCUGACGCCGCUCAUCACCUACAGCAACGACCACUUCUCACCGGGCUCGCCGCCCGGCCACCUCUCACCGGAGAUCGACCCAAAGACGGGAAUCCCACGGCCGCCGCACCCGUCCGAGCUGUCGCCCUAUUACCCGCUGUCGCCAGGAGCCGUGGGCCAGAUCCCACACCCGCUGGGCUGGCUUGUGCCGCAGCAAGGACAGCCCGUGUACUCCAUCCCACCCGGCGGCUUUCGGCACCCCUAUCCUGCCCUCGCCAUGAACGCCUCCAUGUCCAGUUUGAUGUCCAGCCGUUUCUCCCCGCACAUGGUCCCACCACCCACCCACGGGCUGCACCCCUCGGGCAUCCCGCACCCGACCAUCGUCUCGCCCAUUGUGAAGCAGGAACCCACCCAGCCCAACGUCAGCCCCGGAGGCAACUCGAAAUCCCCUGUCACUGUGAAGAAGGAGGAGGAGAAGAAACCCCACAUCAAGAAGCCGCUCAACGCCUUCAUGUUGUACAUGAAGGAGAUGAGGGCCAAGGUGGUGGCCGAGUGCACGCUGAAGGAGAGCGCCGCCAUCAACCAGAUCCUGGGCAGACGGUGGCACUCACUGUCGCGGGAGGAGCAAGCGAAGUACUAUGAGCUCGCACGGAAAGAGCGGCAGCUGCACUCGCAGCUCUACCCGACAUGGUCGGCGCGGGACAACUAUGGCAAGAAAAAGAAGAGAAAGCGAGAGAAGCUGGCCCAGCAGCAAAGCCACGACACAGAGAGCUCCCUGGCAUCCAAGAGCAAGAAGCCGUGCGUGCAGUACCUGCCAGCCGAGAAACCAUGCGACAGCCCAGCGUCCUCCCACGGCAGCAUGCUGGAUUCGCCCGCCACGCCGUCAGCCGCCCUGGCAUCCCCGGCUGCACCGGCUGCCACCCACUCGGAACAGGCUCAGCCGCUCUCGCUCACCACCAAGCCGGAGGCCAGGGCUCAGCUCGCCGUGCAUUCGGCCGCCUUCCUCUCGGGCAAAGCCACCUCCUCUUCUUCCUCCUCUUCUUCCUCCUCUUCCUCUUCCUCGAGCCUUGGCAGCCCACCCUCGCUCCUCUCCAGACCCAUCCCCUUCACCUCGGUGCCCUCCACGGCUCUCCUGGCCUCGCCUCCGUCCUUCGCGGCUGCCAUCCCGUCCCCGCAGGCUGCCCUGGCCGUGCUGCAAACGCAGCCCCUUUCCCUGGUCACCAAACCUGCUGACUAAGGGAAAAACUCGUGCCCCCCUCGUCCCAUCCCAUCCGUCCCCUCCCUGCUGUACAUUGCAGAAGCCACAAUCAAGAUUCAAAUGCAGCCAAAACCAUUAUUGGUCAAUAUUUGACCCUUUCUGAACUCUUUUGUAAGCAGACUCUGGAGGAAGGGGCUUUCUGCUCAGAGCGGCUGCCAGCAGUCGACCUAAAGACCGUUUUUAUUAAAAAAAAAUGAAAAAAAGGAAAAAAAAAAAGAAAAUAAACCCUCCACAAGCUGCC
This is a messenger RNA of Aquila chrysaetos chrysaetos, 2017 nucleotides long. RefSeq names its product transcription factor 7 like 1 (gene TCF7L1). Gene Ontology annotation, biological process: canonical Wnt signaling pathway; regulation of transcription by RNA polymerase II. Lineage: Eukaryota; Metazoa; Chordata; Aves; Accipitriformes; Accipitridae. Gene Ontology annotation, molecular function: DNA-binding transcription factor activity, RNA polymerase II-specific; RNA polymerase II cis-regulatory region sequence-specific DNA binding. The record is from RefSeq and is a predicted model, not a curated record. Gene Ontology annotation, cellular component: beta-catenin-TCF complex.